Bombyx mandarina (wild silkworm) is the source of this 6376-nucleotide messenger RNA. RefSeq names its product multidrug resistance protein homolog 49. Gene Ontology annotation, cellular component: mitochondrial inner membrane. Gene Ontology annotation, molecular function: ABC-type oligopeptide transporter activity; ATP hydrolysis activity; ATP binding. Lineage: Eukaryota; Metazoa; Arthropoda; Insecta; Lepidoptera; Bombycidae. Gene Ontology annotation, biological process: oligopeptide export from mitochondrion. The record is from RefSeq and is a predicted model, not a curated record.
UCGGAUCAGUUAAAAUAGGGGAACGUAUAUCAUAUAGCUCAGAAUCUAUACAAUAGGUUUGAUAAGGUGGUGUGUGCCAAAACCUACCCAGUCUUUUGCCAGCCCGCGCAAAGGGCUGACCUCUGUACAUCAUCUUGCGUAAUUUUCCCGCGCUCACUCGCUCAGUAUUGCGGGAACGAAUUGAAAAUACAAUACUUACAUAUGACGAACGUAUUAUUUGAUUUUUUUUGUGCAUCUAUCGAUUUAAGGAGCAUUUUGGACAGCAAUAUUUACAAGAUUUCCGAUCGGUUAGCCUGAGAAUGAAACGCGAUGAGUCCUCAAAGAGCGUAACCAACUUCCAGCAGCGACGUCUCAGCGAGCAGCGGCCAGCGUUCACGUACGGCUGGCGAUCCAACUCGCUUACCAUCCAAACACUAGCUCAGCAUUCCGCUUAUCUAGCUGAGAAAGCGCUCAACAAGCAGGCUGAAGAAGAGUUAUUACAAAGCACACCGGUUUCGUGGUUACGAUUAUAUAGAUACGCAAAAUUAUGGGAGAUCUUGCUACUCAUCACGGGUGUGAUCCUGGCCAGCUUGAACGGGUUGUUCGUGCCAAUAGGAGUUAUCAUAUAUGGAGAGUUUACGUCGCUACUGAUCGACAGAACUGUGAUGGUCGGCACCUCCGGGAAGACUCUAACCAUUGCGAUGUUCGGUGGUGGACGAAUAUUGACGAACGCCAGCCGGGAAGAGAAUAGGUUGGCAUUAAUCGAAGACUCGCAAGCGUUCGGUGUUGGAUGCACGGUGUUCUCGAUAGCUCAGUUCGUUAUUGGUGCCAUAAGUGUGGACCUAUUCAACGUUACAGCGUUGAGACAGAUUGAAAGGGUAAAAACGCAUUUCCUACAAGCAGUCCUCCGACAGGACCUGACCUGGUACGACUUGAACACCUCAAUGAAUUUCGCCACCAAGGUCUCUGAUGACUUGGAGAAGUUUCGCGAGGGUAUAGGUGAGAAAGUCCCCAUGCUCAUCUAUCUGGUGAUGUCGUUUGUGACCGCUGUCAUUAUCUCGUUCGUGUAUGGCUGGGAGCUCACGCUGGUCAUUCUGUCUUGUACCCCGGUGGUGAUCGCAACAACAGCUAUAGUCGCAAAGGUGCAGUCAUCGCUGACGACGCAAGAGUUGAAAGCCUAUAGUGUGGCUGGUAUCGUGGCUGAAGAGGUUCUGUCUUCAAUCAGAACUGUCGUUGCUUUCGGAGGCGAAGAGAAAGAAAUUAAAAGGUACAGCGUCCGCUUGGAGCCGGCGAACAAGAUGGGGACACGUAAAGGAAUAUUUUCGGGCUUCGGAAGCGGGGUCAUGUGGCUCAUUAUAUACGGGACAUACGCGCUGUCCUUCUGGUACGGUGUCGGCCUCAUCCUGAAAUCUCGCCACCAGGAAACGCCUGUGUACACUCCAGCUGUGUUGAUGAUUAUAUUCUUCAGUGUACUCCAAGGGGCUCAGAACGUUGGCCUAACCGCUCCUCAUUUAGAGGCCAUAGCGAACGCGCGAGCUUCCGCGGCCUCAGUCUAUGCCGUCAUCGAUAGGAAACCGGCUAUUGACAGUCUCUCCACGGAAGGCGCCAAACCAGAGUUCAAAGGAGACCUGGAGUUGGAAGACGUGUUCUUUAGAUAUCCGGCGAGAGCGGAUGUGCAGGUCCUCAACGGAUUAAAUCUGAAAAUAAACGAGAACGAAACGAUAGCGCUGGUGGGUCCAAGCGGCUGCGGUAAGUCCACGGUCCUGCAGCUCCUACAGAGGAUGUACGACCCCGACCAGGGCUCCGUGAGGGCCAGCGGCCAUGACUUGCGGACCAUGAACGUGAGGCACCUCAGGAAUCACAUCGCUGUCGUCGGCCAAGAACCAGUGCUGUUCGCGGGGACCAUCAAAGAGAAUAUCCGGAUGAGCAAUCCAUCUUGCACCGAUGAUGAGGUCAUCGUAGCCGCUAAACAAGCUUACUGCCAUGAUUUCAUAAGGAAAUUGCCGGAUGGCUACGACACGCCCAUAGGCGAGCGCGGCGCCCAGCUCUCCGGCGGACAGAAGCAGCGCAUCGCCAUAGCUCGCGCGCUGGUGCGGCGCCCCAAGCUGCUGCUGCUGGACGAGGCCACGUCGGCGCUGGACUCGCACAGCGAGGCCAAGGUGCAGCGCGCGCUGGACGCCGCCGCGCACGGACGCACCACCGUCAUGGUCUCGCACAGAUUGGUGACCGUACUGAACGCGUCUCGCAUAGUCUUCAUAGACAAGGGAGAAGUGGUCGAGGAAGGCACACACGAGGAGUUGAUGUCGCUGCGGGGUCGGUACUACCAGCUGGUGCUGGAGAAUGAGCCCAGUAUGGCGCCAGGAGCCGCCUCAAGCAACGACAUGCAGAAACAUGCGAGAAUCCGGAAGCCCAAACUACAGAAAUUGGCUUCCGUCGACUCGAUCAAGAGCAAUUUUACCCAAGACGACUCCGGCUCGGAGGACAGUGUGAUGCUGGAUGAGCCCAAAGAGGAGGAGAUCAAACCGACGACUUGGGACAUAAUGAAACUGUGCGAGCCGGAGAAGUGGCUGAUGAUCGUCGGUGUCCUAGCCGCCUUCUCUGUAGGCUCCUCCUUCCCGAUGUUCGCGAUCUUGUUCGGCGAAACUUACGGGUUAUUGGAGAAUCGUAACGACGAGUGGGUCCGGGACGAGACCAACAUGAUAGCGGUCCUGUUCAUAUUGGUGGGCGUCUUAACCGGAGUGGGGAUAUUCUUCCAAAUUUACAUCUUCAAUUUGACCGGAGUCAGGCUGACGGCUAGGCUAAGGGUGGCGGUAUUCCGUAAGAUGUUAGCUCAGGAGAUCGGCUGGUUCGACGAUCCAAAGAACGGAGUCGGAGCGCUCUGCGCCAGGCUAGCUGCUGAUGCUGCAGCAGUACAAGGCGCAACUGGCACACGGAUAGGCGCAUUAAUGCAAGCCACAGCUACAAUCGUGAUAGGGAUCGCCCUCUCGCUGUACUACACGUGGCAGAUGACGCUAGUGUCCUUGGUCUCAGUCCCUAUGGUCAUUGGAGCGGUCGUGCUGGAAGGGCGGGUGCUGUCUGAAGGAAUAGCCGAGGUCAGGGAGGCCUCCGACCGUGCUACAACCAUUGCCACGGAGGCCAUCACGAACAUCAGGACGGUCUCUGCUUUCUGCGGCGAGGAGGGGGCGCUGCGGCGGUACGAGGAGGCGGGGGGCGCGGCGCAACGCACUGCGCGGCGCUCGCUGCGGUGGCGCGGCGCCGUGUUCUCGUUCGGGCAGACGGCGCCCGUGGCCGGGUACGCACUGGCGCUCUGGUACGGCGGCGUGCUCGUCGCCAACCGGGAGCUGCACUACAAGUCCGUCAUCAAGGUAUCGGAGGCGCUAGUGUUCGGCGCGUGGAUGAUGGGGCAGGCGCUCGCGUUCGCCCCGAACUUCGGCGCGGCGAUGAGCGCGGCCGGCCGCGUCAUGACGCUGCUGCAGCGGCGGGCGCUCGUCGAGGACACGCACGCGCCCGCCCUGCACGAAAACUACGUGGCAGAAGGCAAGAUCCAGUACAAGAACAUAAAGUUCCGGUACCCGACGCGGCGCGAGGUGGAGGUGCUGGCCGGCCUGAGCCUCGCGAUCCCGCGCGGGGUGCGCGCCGCGCUCGUGGGGCCCAGCGGCUGCGGCAAGUCCACGCUCAUACAGCUGCUGCAGCGGCUCUACGACCCGGACGACGGGAACGUAUACCUGGACGACUACAGCAUUACAUCGGACAUGCGCUUGUCGACGCUGCGGCGGAACCUGGGCAUAGUCUCCCAGGAGCCGGUGCUAUUCGACCGGACCAUCGCCGACAACAUCGCGUACGGCGACAACACCAGAGACGUGCCCAUCGAGGAAAUUGUCAAAGCGGCUAAAGAGGCGAACGUUCAUACCUUUAUAUCCGCUCUGCCGAAUGGCUACGACACGCGACUGGGGGCUCGCGCGUCGCAGCUGUCGGGGGGACAGAAGCAGCGCAUCGCCAUCGCGCGAGCGCUCGUGCGGAACCCGCGCGUGUUACUGCUCGACGAGGCGACAUCAGCACUCGACACUCACAGCGAAAAGGUGGUCCAAGAAGCACUGGACAAGGCCAGCGAAGGCCGCACGUGCCUCAUCAUAGCUCACCGUCUGUCGACGAUACAGAACGCGGAUAUUAUCUGCGUCAUCGAUAAAGGGGUGGUCGCCGAAACCGGGACGCAUCGCGAACUGAUCAAGAGAAAGGGAAUUUACGCCAAGCUGUACGAGCUGCAGUGCGGCUUCGUCGAGGAAAGCGAAGAGAAUCUGCAUAACGAAUAGAGGGGAAUGAAUUAAACAUUGGGAACUACGUAACGAACAAUGUAGGGUAGUCGAAAAAUUUUUGUUAACCAAAAAAGAAUAAUUCGCGAAGUAAUUCUCGAAUAGUAUAGAUAAAUAGAGGGGAAUGAAUGAAACAUUGGAAACUACGUAACGAACAAUGUAGGGUAGUUGAAAUUUUUUUGCUAACCAAAAAGAAUCAUUCGCGAAGUAAUUCUCGAAUACUAUAAAUAGAUAAAUUUUUUAUACGGAUAAUAAACGUUGCAGACAAAAUAAUAUGCAUUUAGCAUAUCAAUAAAUGAAUAUCCGCAAUUACUUUCGGCUAUUAGUGAAAUUAUAUAAUUAAAAUAUACUAACUUAAAUAAAUAAAUAUAGAUCGAAUUAUAACCCCUAAUAGUUAUUAUAAAAUGUUUGAUUCUAAGCUGAAGGUAGUUCUCAAUUUUUUUACGAAGACUUGGUAGCACAGCUGUCUUCUCAAACUAAUGUAUAAUAUAACAAAUUCGAAUGAAAAACUUUGUUUACUAUUCUACGCAAUGUAACGCAAUAAGAAUCAGCUGAUGUGCGGGUUCAAUGAUCUCGUGUGAUCCGGGGAGUACCUGCGUAUCUUGCAAGUUCACGAAAUAUGAACUAGAUCAAACAAUACAUAUUGAGCUUAGUUUAGUAUUGUUUUUCGUUUAUUUUUAAAUCUAUCGAUGUAUGCACGGUUUUGUGAACUUUUAUUGCGUUAGUUAUGUAGACAUUGUGAGCUCGCACGGGUAGGCACCAUCAUCCUGCCUGUUUUUACCGAGAAGCUGUAAUGCGUUCCAAUUUGAAGGAUGGGACAGUCGCUAUUAAGACUUGAGCCUCAUGUCUCAAGGCUGGUGGGGGCGCACACGUUGUAGUGGGGUGAUAUCGGUUAUAAUUACCAUAGCGCCCUCUAGUAAGCGCGCGGUCAAAAUGGAAUAGGUAAAAAUGUAAAAGAUUAUUUGAAAGUGUUGAGGAGCUUAGAUCCAGUGUGCUUAGUGCGAGUUUUUUAACGUUCUCGAUAGCGUAAAAGUUAACUCAAAUUUGUAUGGAGUGGGAACGUUUGCCUACGCUUACCGUUAGGGGCGCUGUUCCAACUGCAUACAAACUUGAGUUAUCCUUUACGCUAUCAUGGACGUUAAAAAACUAGCACUAAGCACACUGUACCAUGGAUAAAGUCGCCGCUUUCGUACACUUUAGACCGUAAUGUGUUAAUAUGGGUCGUUAGUAAAACGCAUGGAGGUGUGCCUAACCACGCGUGCUUACAAUGCACUCCACUCCACCUCAAGUUAAAUACUUCGGAAUACUUCGGAAAGAGUUGCCUUAUGCUCUGUAUAGAUGGUGCUGUUAUCAGUUUUUAAGUAUUGGUGAAGAAAGCGAGAUUUAAGCAGAUAGAUUGCAACGUGAAGUUGUGAUUUUUAUUUAUUACAAAUAGCAUUUUACCUUGCUCUACCUAUUUAAAGAAAUGUUAGUCAAUAUCUAUUUAUAUGUACGUAAGAAGAAUGAGGCACUAACAAUUAUUUUUUGCAAAAAUUGCCUUUUUGCAGAUGAUAUUAUGUGUAUAGUUUUUUUUUGGUUUGUGAAGUUGAAUCCUAAACUAUAAUUUUUAGAUCAAUAAUUUUAAUCUUGAAAAAAGUCACUUAUGUAUUUUGCAAAUAUGUAUAAUACAUACAAUGUUAAUAUUAAUUAGAACCAAUUUUCUAUGUAUAAUUUGAUAAGAUGAAAUCCAAGCUAUAUGACAUCAAUUUCGUCAAGACGUCUUGAUGUUAAAACCAGUUUCACCAUUAAGUUAUUAACCGAUAAUCUAACAGUUUAUUGAUGCAACGAAAUAAAUUAAAAAAACUAUUGUUAAUUAAUUAGUCGUUAACUUAUGUAAUAUAUUAGUAAACCAUACAUUCCCGGUACCUCUCCUAUACAUUCCCUAGUAAAGACCUGUUAGGAAACACAUUAACAUAAAUAUAACCUAACCUUUUCUGAUGCUAAUCCCGUAUAAUGCAUAAACUUUUAAUUGUUAUAAAUACUUUUUAAUUAAAUAUUAAUAUAAAUAAAUAUAAAUAUUUACUAACAAUCACGCCACGUUAACUGGU